Molecule: messenger RNA, 1326 nt
Organism: Capronia epimyces CBS 606.96
Lineage: Eukaryota; Fungi; Ascomycota; Eurotiomycetes; Chaetothyriales; Herpotrichiellaceae
Product: succinyl-CoA ligase [GDP-forming] subunit beta, mitochondrial
Exons: 7
Coding region: 1-1326 (441 amino acids)
Biological process (GO): tricarboxylic acid cycle; succinyl-CoA metabolic process
Cellular component (GO): mitochondrion; succinate-CoA ligase complex
Molecular function (GO): ATP binding; succinate-CoA ligase (ADP-forming) activity; metal ion binding
Source: RefSeq, a predicted model, not a curated record
AUGUUCAAACUGGGUCGCUCCAGCUUGGCCCCGGCCUUAAAGGCCUUCAGGGAUACCCCCAUGCGGAGCUCAAUCCAACAACGGAGGAACUUGAGCAUUCACGAAUACCUCUCUGCGAGACUAUUGAAAUCUUACGGUAUCGGCGUCCCCAAUGGCGAGGUUGCCAAAACACCUGAAGAGGCGGAGGCCGUCGCGAAGCAGAUUGGCGGCGAUGACAUGGUUAUCAAAGCCCAGGUACUCGCCGGUGGCCGCGGUAAGGGCACAUUUGACAACGGCUUGAAGGGCGGUGUCAGAGUCAUUUACUCGCCCACGGAAGCAAAGAUGUUUGCCGAACAGAUGAUCGGCCAUAAGCUGGUCACCAAACAAACCGGCGCCCGGGGCCGUGCCUGCAACUCCGUAUACAUCUGCGAACGGAAAUUUGCACGACGCGAGUUCUACUUGGCCGUCCUCAUGGAUCGAGCCACCCAGUCUCCCGUCAUUGUCGCUUCGUCGCAGGGUGGUAUGGACAUUGAGACGGUGGCCAAAGAAACUCCCGAUGCCAUCAUCACCACGCCCAUUGACAUCAACGUCGGGGUCACCGAUGAGAUUGGCCGAAACAUCGCAACUGAACUCGGCUUCAGCGAACAGUGCAUCGAAGACGCCAAAAAUACUAUCCAGAAGCUGUACCAGGUCUUCAUGGAGAAGGAUGCCACGCAGAUCGAAAUCAACCCUCUCAGCGAAACCAGCGAUCAUCAAGUUCUGUGCAUGGACGCCAAACUCAACUUCGACGACAACGCCGAGUUCCGCCAAAAGGAGAUUUUCAGCUGGAGAGACACUUCCCAAGAAGAUGCGGACGAAGUCCAGGCUGCACAGCACGGUCUUAACUUUAUCAAGCUCGACGGUGAUAUUGGAUGCCUGGUCAACGGUGCUGGUCUCGCCAUGGCCACCAUGGACAUUAUCAAGCUGAACGGUGGCACGCCCGCCAACUUCUUGGAUGUUGGUGGCGGUGCCACUCCUGAAGCCAUUCGGUCGGCAUUCGAGUUGAUCACCAACGACCCCAAGGUCACGGCGAUCUUUGUCAAUAUUUUCGGCGGUAUUGUCAGAUGUGAUGCCAUUGCGCAAGGAUUGAUCCACGUGGUUCACGAGAUGAACUUGAGACUCCCCAUUGUGUGUCGAUUACAAGGGACCAACAUGGAAAAGGCGGCUGAGCUGGUCAACAACUCUGGACUCAAGAUCUUCUCCAUUACCGAUCUGCAGGACGCGGCCGCCAAGGCGGUGGACUUUUCCAAGAUUGUCAAGAUGGCCCGGGAUAUUGAUGUCGGAGUCGAGUUUUCUCUUGGUAUCUGA